Messenger RNA from Myxozyma melibiosi, 1217 nucleotides. Its product is annotated as nucleophile aminohydrolase. Bases 263 to 856 code for a protein of 197 amino acids. Gene Ontology annotation, biological process: proteasomal protein catabolic process. Lineage: Eukaryota; Fungi; Ascomycota; Lipomycetes; Lipomycetales; Lipomycetaceae. The record is from RefSeq and is a predicted model, not a curated record. Gene Ontology annotation, cellular component: proteasome core complex; nucleus; proteasome core complex, beta-subunit complex. The transcript has 4 exons.
CUGCAAAAUCCCAAAAAAUUUACGAUUGGGACGUCUGGCGAAAAAAAAAACAUUUAAACUCUAAUUGUCAGAUUUGAGGUGUUGGUACUGUUCACGUGAUCUGGGCAUAAAUGCGGGAGGUUUGGGAGAGAAGCCGAGAGACAACUGGUCGACCACAAAUUGUCAUCCACGUCCAGGAUCUAACCCAUCGUUGAACAGCAGAUCAGUUGAUCUAUCGCAGCACAUUCCUCAAUCAUAUUCAAAGAACCGGUAGCUACACAUCAUGGACGUUAUUCUGGGAAUCACAACUGCGAAUGAGGUCAUCGUCAUCACAUCGCGUGCAUUCGUGCGAGGAGUAUCGAUCUUGAAGGCGGAUGACAAGGACAAGACCCGGAUUCUGUCUCCACACACGAUGAUGGCGUUUACUGGUGAAUCCGGAGACACAGUGCAAUUUGCCGAGUUUAUCCAAGCCAACAUCCAACUGCACGAGAUGCGCAACGCAGUCGAGCUGUCGCCUUCUGCCAUCACUUCAUUCCUUCGCAAUCAGCUCGCGACCAGCCUUCGAAGCCGGAAACCGUACAAUGUUAACGUGUUGGUUGCUGGAUACGACGAGGCGAAAGGCAAGCCCGAGCUGAACUGGGUGGACUAUCUGUCGGCGAAGGUGUCUGUUCCAUAUGCCGCGCACGGAUAUGCGGCGUACUACACUCUCUCAUUGUUGGACAGAUGGCACCGGACUGAUCUGACGCUGGAAGAAGGUCUGAAGGUUGCAGAAAUGUGUGUUGCUGAGCUCAAGAAGCGGUUGCCUAUCGAUUUCAAAGGCGUUGAUAUCAAGGUAGUGGAUAAGGACGGUAUCCGGACAGAGAAGGUGAUUGAAUAGAGCAAGCAUACAAUAUAGGGUUACGACCCGCUGAAUCUUAAUGAAAUAAAAGAAACGUGUCGUGCGGUUAUUUACGCUGGCUGCGAGAAGUAAACAUGGCUGGAUGUUUUUGUGAGCCAGGGUUGAGAACGGGAGCUGGCCUCUGGCGGUUUGGGAGCAACGGCCGAGUCACGACUGUUUCCGUACUGGGCGCAGGUGCCAGCUCCAGGCUGGCGUUGCCGGACAGGAGAUCCAGCCCGAUUCCCGAGUGCUCGGCAGCUUGCUUCUGCUAUAAAGCAGCGACGGGGGAGAUUGAACGAGAGUCUAAAUAUAUUGUAGGAUUCGUAGAAAAGCUAACGAAAGUGGUCGAGUCGAAGACCGA